Messenger RNA from Bursaphelenchus xylophilus (pine wood nematode), 4185 nucleotides. The record is from the annotation of a GenBank genome assembly. NCBI's taxonomy places the organism in Eukaryota, Metazoa, Nematoda, Chromadorea, Rhabditida, Aphelenchoididae.
AUGGCUCCGCUGCCGGUACUGGAAUGUCAGCCAAGUUUCACAAUUGCUCAUCCACAAGCUUAAAACAGAAUUUAUCAUGGUGAAACCGGAGAGACAAUGGAUCAUAUCAGCACGAUCAAAGAACACCAUAUGAGCAGCAUUAUCAUUCAGCAUCUCAAAAACACUAGUUAUUUGGCAUUUCUGGAGAAUCUGUCCGCUUGGACUUGAUUACGGUAGAAAUUGUUGAUUAUAACGAUAAAAAGGAUGACAAAUAAACAAGUAUACUCUGCUAUUGUUAAUUGAUCAUCCAUUUGAUCACUACAAACUCCAUUUAGAAGGAGGAGCUGAGCAGUGCAAAAACAGCUGUCAAGACCAAGAAAUUAUGUCAUCUUUUGCAGCAGGAGGAUGGGUUAGAUCAUGAAGAUAGACGGUAAUGGUUCUGGUCUCGCCUGAAUUUCGUCUGCUUGCUCAUGUCGACCAUUCGCUCCUUUUGAACAGUCAAUCUUCUUUUGUUAUUUUCAGGGUAUCCUCUGGUAAUUGGUAUCAUCCGGUCAUGUCCAGCCAUCCUUUCCCUGGGUUUGGCACCACUGCAGUUCAUGGAGGUCAUAAACCGGAGAAAUACGAAAUGCUACAGGUAACCUUGCUUUCUUUACCUUCAUUUUCUUGGUUCUAAAUACCUCUAUUUUGGCGAAAUUCUUCCAUUACUUUCAAUUAGUCGAUUGCAUCACUUCCCCAAUCCAGUGAAAUUUUCCAUAUAUAUACCUAAAUGAGGGCUUACUAAAGCUAAGACUUCAUGUUUUCUAGGUUGUUCCACCCAUCUCUGUCUCCACCACCUACAAACAACAGGCUCCCGGAGAACCGAAGGUCUACGACUAUGGAAGAGCCGGGAAUCCGACCAGAGAUGCGUUGGAGAAGAACUUGGCCGCGCUGGAGGAGGCCAAAUACUGCCGCGUUUUCAGCAGCGGAUUGGCCGCCACUUCCGCGAUUACCAACUUGUUAAAGGCCGGAGAACACAUUGUUUGCGGCGAUGAUGGCUAUGGAGGUUUGUUUAGUGAUCUUCUCACGGCUCUAGUAACGUUCUUACACUUAAUUUUUGCCCAUUAUGGACAGAUACAAUAAAGAUACAAUAAAUUUAUUUUCUACUUGACAUUCCUAGGUACUCAAAGAUUUUUCCGCAAGGUUUCGGUUGCGAAUCACGGACUUUCCAUUGAUUUGGUUGACUUAACAAACGUCGAAGCUCUGCAGACCGCUUUGAAGCCCGAGACCAGGAUGGUUUGGUUCGAAACUCCGUCAAAUCCCCUUCUGAAAGUCGUUGAUAUUCAGCUGAUCACCAAAACUGUUCGUGAAUACAACAGAGACAUCCUAAUCGUGGUUGACAACACGUUUAUGACACCGUAUUUCCAGGUGAGCUUUCCAGUUUUAAGCAGCAAAUUUCUCUAGUCUUUCGAUUGUAAAUACAGUGGGCACGCCACGAAAAACGUAAGGCAAAAUUGGAAAUAGAGAUUUCGAGCUGCGCCCAAUAUUUCUUGAUUUUUUUGAUGGAAUGAAUAUUGUGUUAGAUAGUAUUGUAACUCUGGAAUUUGGAAGAAUUUCGGGAUGUAUAUUAUCUUUAAAAUUACGUUGCUUUGAGUUUCAAGUGUUGAGUAUAAUGGAUGAGUCCAUGGAGCCCGGCACAUCGCGCUCUGACCCCAACAUUGAUUUACCAGGUAUGGAAGUGUCUUCAGAAAAUGUAAGAUUUCUCUUUUUGUGCCCAGUUUAUAGAUUAAUCGCCAUGUGGUGUUGUGUGAGACAUCCUAGCGGACGUUGGAAAGAAGAAAUCGGGAAAUUCUAUAGUCGAAAAAGGGCACUUGUGAGUUCAUUAUUGCAUAAUUUUGCAGGGGCGAUGGAGAAACGCAAGAAAGGACUGGAGAAAUGGCGAGAACAGCGGAACCAGAAGAAGCAAAACUACGAAAAGCUAGCUGAGAACUUCAGGAAGGUCCCGUUGAAUGUAGGGAUGAGUCCACGGAGCCCGGCACAUCGCGCUCUGACCCCAACAUUGAUUUACCAGCUAUAAGUGUCUUCAGAAAAUGUAAGAUUUCUCUUUUUGUGCCCAGUUUAGGGAUGAAUCGCCAUGUGGUGUUGUGUGAGACAUCCUAGCGGACGUUGUAAAGAAGAAAUCGGGAAAUUUUAUAGUCGAAAAAGGGCACUUGUCGGUUCAUUAUUGUAUCAUUUUGCAGGAACUGACGGAGAAACGCAAGAAAGGACUGGAGAAGGCGUGAGCAAAGCUGGAUCACAGGAAGCAGACGACGUUUAGAACAUUUCAAGUUAAGUUUGUGACGUUGCCUUUUUGAUUUUUUGUUUUUAGGCCAUUGAGCCAAUAAUUUUCUCUGGUAAUACCUAAAAUAAUAUAAUUGAUAUUUCAGCCGGUCCAUGUUGAAGUAGAAUGUGAAAGCCAGCAUAAUGUACCAAUGGGUGUGGAGAUUGAAUUCCGAGUUCAGAUUGUAUCCGACAAAUUCGAUGGAUUGUCGAAAACUUAUGUAAUUUUAAUUAUUCUUAUUGGUUUGAUGUUUAGGUGGAAAUAAAGAAGAUUUGAUGAAUUUCAACUUAGUAGUGGUCUGUUGUAGCAGGAUCAAAGCCCUGCUACUCUUGUAAACCUCGGAAGAGCUCGAAUUCGGUCAGAUUCAUCGAUUUUGAUCCAAUUUUGCCUAGUACAAUAUAAUUCCUUUCUCUUCUUCGAUCAAUCUGAGAAGUUCGGGGUGCACCUCCUUGAUGCCUUUCGAUGCUUUCUCGCCGGUUUCACACGUAAAUUGUUGUUUAUUAGAAUUUUGGAAUCAUUUUUGUUAUUUAUUUGUAAAGGUUUCAGCGUAUGAAAUGUCGAAAACAUUUUCCCGCGAAUUUCUCUAUUUCCACUUUUUUCGUGGCGUGCAGUGGGGGACCGGGUCCAGUGGCAAAAAACGUACCGUUUUGUAUCCGGGAAGUAUCAAAAAUAUGGCAAACAAAAGUGAAAAAACUCCGUUUUGAAGGGCGCUUGCUGUUUUUGUGAGGGAAAGGGCGCGUCGUUCAAAGCUAAGUUUUAUUUCAGUUGGAGAGAGAGGCAUUUUGCUACAUUUUUUUGGUACUUCCCGUAUGCAGAAUGGAACGUUUUUUGCCACAGGAUCAUUGCAUGGAAUCAGCCUUUGAAAAACCUUCGUCGGUUUAGCAACCAUUGUAAUAUUUUUAACCGUUUCAAAUGUACAGUAACGGACCUGAUCCAGUGGCAAAAACGUACCAUUUUACAUCCGGGAAGUAUCAAAAAUGUGGCAAAAUACCUCCCUUUCCAAGAGAAAAAACUUCGUUUUGAAGAGCGCGCCAUUUUUCUUCACAAAAAGAGUGGACGCGCUUUUGAAAUUUGGGUUUUUUUCACUCGGAAACUGAGGUAUUUUGCCACAUUUUUUGGGUGCUUCCUGGAUGCAAAAUGGUCCGUUUCUUGCCACUGGAUCAGGUCCCCCACUGUAUAUUUCUUCUCUUUUUAGCGCCCCUUGUCUUUCGGCGUUGACGUUGUGAUCCACUCCUUGAGCAAAUACAUCAAUGGCCACAGCGAUGUCAUCAUGGGAGCGGCGCUCACUAACCGCGAAGACAUCGAGAAGCAUCUCUUCUUCAUGCAGCUCGCUGUUGGCGCUAUUCCCAGUCCUUUUGACUGUUUCUUGGUGAACCGUGGAGUGAAAACCUUACACUUGCGGAUGAAAACUCAUUUUGAGAACGGUUUGGCCAUCGCCCAAUGGCUGGAAAAGGACAGUCGAGUGGAGAAAGUGCUCUAUCCAGAAUUGUCAUCCCAUCCGCAAUACAAGAUUCACAAAUCGCAGGCCCGAGGGAUGAGCGGGAUGUUAUCAUUCUACAUCAAAGGAGGAUUGGAGGAGGCUAAAACAUUCUUGUCCAGUGUCAAGGUGAGACUUUUUUUUGAGCUUUUAGAGCUGUAGAGACGUAUCUUUUUGGUUGGAAUAUUAUAUAAUACUAAAAAAUCUUCUUUAAUUAAAUUACCCUUAGCUCUUUGUCCUGGCCGAAUCCCUCGGUGGCUACGGGAGUUUGGCCGAAUUGCCAGCGGUCAUGACCCAUGCCAGUGUUCCGAAAGAAGAAAGAGACAAGAUCGGCCUCUCCGACAACUUGGUGCGCCUUUCUGUGGGAAUCGAAGACAAGGAAGACCUAAUAAAUGAUCUAGAUCAGGCCCUUAAUGCAGCCCUCAAGAUUUAA